Molecule: messenger RNA, 439 nt
Organism: Closterium sp. NIES-67
Lineage: Eukaryota; Viridiplantae; Streptophyta; Zygnematophyceae; Desmidiales; Closteriaceae
Source: the annotation of a GenBank genome assembly
AACUUUGCUGAGUGGUCAUUCAAGAUGGAGAACAUCUUUGACCACUAUGAUCUGUUGGAGGUGAUGGAAGGAACAGAGAAGCGCCCCGAGAACGACCCGGAGAAGAGCCCGUGGGUGCGGAAGAGCGCACAAGGCUAUCUUCUACUUGGGCAAGCGUUGGGGAGCAGCCAAAUCCGUCACAUCAAGCCUUUUCAGCGUGAACCAGCAAAGGGACCAAAGGCAUGGGCUGCUCUCAAGGGUGUACAGGCUCCAAGAACAGCAGCGGUGGCUAAGGUUUUGUAGUGGCAAAUGGCGGCACUUCGAUUUGACGAAGGCGAACGGGUGGAGGAAGGAGUGCAGAAAUUCUUUGACUUGAUGACACGGCUCGAAGGAGGUGACCUGAACUACAGUGACCUUCACAAGAAGACCAAGCUACUGGCCAUACUUCCGGACUCAUGGU